Messenger RNA from Ogataea angusta, 1629 nucleotides. RefSeq lists its product as uncharacterized. Gene Ontology annotation, biological process: protein folding. Bases 1 to 1629 code for a protein of 542 amino acids. The transcript has a single exon. Gene Ontology annotation, cellular component: chaperonin-containing T-complex. NCBI's taxonomy places the organism in Eukaryota, Fungi, Ascomycota, Pichiomycetes, Pichiales, Pichiaceae. The record is from RefSeq and is a predicted model, not a curated record. Gene Ontology annotation, molecular function: ATP-dependent protein folding chaperone; ATP binding; ATP hydrolysis activity.
AUGUCCACUCCUACCAUAGUUGUGCUGAAAGAAGGCACGGACACCUCGCAGGGCCGUGGCCAGAUUAUCUCGAACAUCAACGCGUGCGUGGCGAUCCAGGAGACUUUGAAGGCCACGCUGGGUCCGUUAGGAUCAGAUAUUCUGAUUGUGAACAACGGACGUACGACGAUUUCGAACGACGGAGCCACCAUCUUGAAACUCCUGGAUGUGGUCCAUCCCGCUGCUAAGAUUCUGGUGGAUAUCUCUCGGUCGCAGGAUGCCGAAGUUGGAGACGGAACUACCUCUGUGGCCUUGUUGGCUGCCGAGUUUCUGAAGGAGAGUAAGCAGUUCAUUGAAGAGGGUAUGCCUUCGCAUGUGAUCAUCAAGGCUUUCCGCAAAGCCUGCGACCUUGCAUGUGAGAAAAUCAGGGAGCUCCAGGUGGAACUGGCGACCGAUCACAGUGACGCAGAGAUGAGACAACUCUUGGAAAGAUGUGCUCAAACAGCCAUGUCCUCCAAAAUCAUCCAGAACAACAAAGAGCUGUUCACCAAAAUGGCCGUUGAUGCUGUGCUGGUGCUGGACAGAGACGAUCUAGACGAAGAUCUGAUUGGAAUCAAGAAGGUUGCGGGUGGAUCAGUGGACGAGUCCAGACUGAUUCACGGUGUCGCUUUCAAGAAGGCCUUUUCGUAUGCCGGAUUCGAGCAGCAGCCAAAGAAGUUCAGCAACCCAAGGAUUCUGUCCUUGAAUGUGGAGCUGGAAUUGAAGGCAGAAAAAGAUAAUGCAGAGGUCAGGAUCGACAAGGUGGCAGACUACCAGGAAAUUGUGGACGCAGAGUGGAAAAUUAUUCUGAAUAAAUUGGACGCGAUUGUGGCUACCGGAGCCAACAUCGUGCUCUCGAAGCUGCCAAUCGGUGACCUGGCGACCCAGUAUUUUGCUGAUAGAGGCAUAUUCUGUGCCGGUAGAAUUCCUGCCCAGGACAUGGAAAGAGUGGUUCAUGCCGUCGGAGGGUCGAUCCAGACGACGGUUUCAGACAUCAAGCCUGAGCAUCUGGGCUCAUGUGAAACAUUCGAGGAAGUCCAGAUAGGUGGAGAAAGAUAUAACCUUUUUGAAGGCUGUCCGAUUGCCAAGACCUGUACCAUAAUUCUGAGAGGAGGAGCCGACCAGGUGAUUGCCGAGGUCGAGCGUUCUUUGCACGACGCCAUCAUGAUCGUGAAGAGGGCUUUGAAGCACAACGCCGUGGUGGCUGGAGGAGGAGCCAUAGAGAUGGAGCUAUCCAAACACCUGAGAAACUACUCUAGACAGAUUGCUGGAAAACAGCAGCUUAUCAUCGCGGCGUAUGCUAAGGCUUUGGAGGUGAUUCCUAGACAGCUGUGUGAGAACGCGGGUCUCGACGGAACUGAUCUCUUGAACAACCUUAGAGCACAGCACUCCAAGGGGGAGGCGUGGUACGGACUGGACUUUGAGAGCGAGACCGUCAGUAAUAAUUUCGAGAAAUUUGUUUGGGAGCCAGCUUUGGUGAAGAUGAAUGCAUUGCAGAGCGCUACAGAGGCCGCCGUUCUGGUGCUGAGCGUUGACGAGACGAUCAAGAAUGAGCCUAACGAGCCUCAGCCUCAACAGCCGAUGGGCAGAGGAAGAGGAAUACCCAGAUAA